AUGAACUUUACCGGUGUCUGGGGACUGUGCACUUUGUUUGUCUUGUUGCCUGGAAUCCUGAGCCAGGACUGCCAGAGACUGCAGUUACAGCAAGUGCUAAACAGGGAUGCUCUAAAGAUCCUGACGGACAUGGGAGGGUCCUUUCCACUGCAGUGUGUAGCAACCAGAGAAUCACUGCAAAUCGAUCCCCUGGAUCUGCACCAGCUCGUCAACCGGUCACAGGCCCAGGAAAAGUUCCAGAUUGUCCACCAAACCUUGCGUCACAUCAGCAAGAUCUACAGCAGGAGCCUGGGGUCAGUCACCUGGUCCCGGGAGAAGGUCGAAAACUUUCGUCUUCUCCUGGAACGUCAGCUCCAGGAGUUGGAAACGUGUGUGAGAAAACCAGGAGCUGGGUCCAGGCAGAGGAGAAACUCCGCCAUUCUCAAAUACUUCAAGAAACUGAACAAGUUUCUCAAACAGAAGAAAUUCAGUGACUGCUCCUGGGAAAUAAUCCGCACUGAGACCAGAGCCCGUCUACAACAGCUGCUGUUCAUAACGGGACAACUGAACAAAAGCAACUAAGGAUUUCCCAUUGAUACUUAUUAAAAUCAGGGAUCGAUUAUUAUUUAAUAUUUAAAUAUUGAAGUUUUACAGAAGUGUUGCAUAGCUCGAUUAAGGGAAU
Molecule: messenger RNA, 661 nt
Organism: Chiloscyllium plagiosum (whitespotted bambooshark)
Lineage: Eukaryota; Metazoa; Chordata; Chondrichthyes; Orectolobiformes; Hemiscylliidae
Product: interferon alpha-7
Biological process (GO): defense response
Cellular component (GO): extracellular region
Molecular function (GO): cytokine receptor binding
Source: RefSeq, a predicted model, not a curated record